AGUUGGACCGAAACUAUUCAAGAAACUAAAGGAAAGGGAAUACGUCAUCAUGGUCUUGAAGAAACUAUUAGUGAGCCUGCUACUGCUCAGCCUGGUGUCCCUUUUGAUGGGAGCCACUGUGACCACCCGGCGCAUUCAGCCGCGGGAGACGAACUCCUGCGAGGGCCGCCAGAGUCCUGGGCCCAUCUGCGAGUCCUGCGAGCUGCUGGCCACCUGUGUGCGCCACUCGAACGGGUGGGUCAACAUCCCGGUGGAGUCCUGCGACGUGGCCAACGGCUACUACUGCAACGCCCGACUGGGCAGCUGCACCAACGAGACGGGCCCCUGUCAUCCCUUCGGGAUCGAGGGCAACUUCCAGUGCACCUCGCAGGGCAUCUUCCCCGAUCCCUACGACUGCCAGAAGUAUCACAUGUGCUACUUCGUGGGCGCCACUCUGGUGGCCGCUGCCGUGGAUUGUGGCAAUGACAGGGCCUUCGACGCGAGGACGGGUCAGUGCACCCUGACCCUGAGUGACACCGUCUGCCUGCAGCGCCAGUACUACUGCCCCCAAGCCGGCCACGUGGCCGCCUGGCCCACCAACCCCAACAUCUUCUACGUGUGCAAGUCGACGGUUAACCAGAACCUAAACGACACCAUUGUCAUCUACCCGUCUCUGCACCGGUGCAAUGACGGAGAGACCUUCGUGGACUAUGUCUGCCGCAGCGGGUCGAAUGUCCUGCCGCCGAACACCGACGAUCCCUCGGUGAUCAUCGAGGAGCCCAACGACGACGACUUCUCCGUGCUGCCCAGCACCUGCCAGCACGUGGGCUUGAUGGCCGACGGCAGCGAUUGCCGGAAGUACUACUACUGCUCGGCCCUGAACGGCACCCUGCGGCACAUGGACUGCCCCGCGGGCACCUACUACCGCCCCGAGUUGUCCUCCUGCGUCCUGGGAACUUGCUAGGGCGGAAAGCCACCUUGUUUUUUAUAUGUUCUUCGAAGGAGAAAGGUUUUAACUUAUACAUAAAAUAAAUAAAUAAUCAA
Drosophila biarmipes is the source of this 1023-nucleotide messenger RNA. RefSeq lists its product as uncharacterized. Lineage: Eukaryota; Metazoa; Arthropoda; Insecta; Diptera; Drosophilidae. The transcript has 2 exons. Gene Ontology annotation, molecular function: chitin binding. Gene Ontology annotation, cellular component: extracellular region. The record is from RefSeq and is a predicted model, not a curated record. Bases 50 to 943 code for a protein of 297 amino acids.